GUGAAUUGGGUGGCCGUGAAUUGCGAGUUUCCCGGGUCGAGUGGUACGGUCCGGCCCGUGUUAGUCUCUGGGUGGACGUGGCGGCCUCGGCUUAGCCUCUCACGUUCUAGCGUUUCCCCGUCUCUCUGAACGUCUCCGUCAGCCCCAGGCGAGCAGGGGCAGCCGUGAAGGUGCCCAGAUUCGGUGGGAAACAUGACGGCAAGGGAUGAUCUGCAGUUCCAGGAAUUUGAGGAUGCUACGAGCCUGUUGGCAUCUUCACCUGGAGCCACCACGGUCAGCAUCGAGGAUGAUGUCGGCCCGCCACCGAGGAAUCAGCGGCCACAGCAGCAGCCGGCGAGAGUGGCAGAGCGAGGUGGCGGCGAGUCCGAUGAUGACGAUGAAGAGGUAGACAUGCUGGGAAGACUUGGUGAUAAGACGGAGUUGCUAUCUGAAGAGAAAAAGAGCGCCCCCUUCUGGACAUUUGAUUAUUACAAGACAUUUUUUGAUGUUGAUACACACCAGGUUUUGGACAGAAUCAAGGGCUCAAUGAUACCGUUUCCUGGAAGAAGCUUUGUGCGUAAGCACAUUCGGGGCAACCCCGAUCUCUACGGUCCGUUCUGGAUCUGUGCCACACUGGUGUUUGCAAUUUCCAUCAGUGGGAACCUCUCCAAUUUGUUCACGCAAGGCAGUGGUUCCGAGUACCACUACGUCGCUGAUUUUCGAAAGGUGUCCAUUGCUGCCACAGCUAUCUACUCGUAUGCAUGGCUAGUGCCACUGGGGAUGUGGGGCUUUCUGCUGUGGAGGAGCAACAGGACAAUGGGAGUGAUGUCUUUCUCCUUCCUGGAGAUCGUGUGCGCCUAUGGGUACUCGCUGUUCAUCUACAUCCCCACUGCUGUGCUGUGGACAAUACCGUCGGGUAUUUUGCAAUGGAUACUGAUAGUUGUGGCGAUGGCGCUCUCUGGCUCGGUGCUGGCGCUAACUUUCUGGCCUGCAUUCCGCGACGACGACAAACGAAUUGCGGUGGCCACCACAGUGGUCAUCUUCUUAUUGAACACAUUGCUUGCUGUCGGCUGCAAGUUGUACUUUUUCUCCACACGUCAAGUGCACAUCGCUGCUGUAACGACUCUGAACCCGCAUGUGACGAUGGAACACAGGGCCAACGGCACGGCACGCUGAGCUCUCCGAGGAUAACUGCACAUCAAACAAGAACAUGUUUUUAAUCUUGAUGUAACAGAUUUGGGAUUGUUAUUUGGGAAUAAGGUGAACUUAAGUGUUAUUUAUGUACACUUUUCCAGGCACUUGCAGAGGAAACAUUCAAUUGCAAAUGCAUGUUAGGUCACCUUUCUUGACUAUGUAUUGUAUAUUUUAAGUGUUUACACGUGAGGUGAAUAGUGCCAUGAAAAAAAGUGGGUAAGUUUGGUUCCAGGCUGCUUAGCAGAUAUCCAGCCCCAUAUAAAGAUACUAUGCAUAUACUGUGUACAGAGUAUAUAUAUACAAUGCAGGAAAUUGUAGUUUGUACAGUAUCAUUCAGUUGAGUAAUCAUAAACCUAAGUUGUAUUUGUUAAAGUCUGGCAGAGGAAUGAUUUGCUGCUUUUUGUUGAGUUGUCCCUCCCUGCACGUCUGAUUAGCUACAUAUGGUGCAAAAGCUCAUACAUUUGGGAUUUUAUCAAAAGAUGACAAAUGCCUGUUGUCCAUAGAGAGCAUGCACUCGACUCAAGUCUGAGAAUGCCAAGUGUUUCUGCUGCUAUACUUUGGCUCCCAUGUUAUAAAUGUAGACCACCACAAGCAUGGAAUGGAAUUUAGCGCAUCCAAAUGUCUAAUUGACGGCAAUGUUCAUCGAUGGCAUACAGUAAAACCUUGGAUUGCGAGUAACUUGGUCUGCGAGUGUUUUGCAAGACGAGCAAACAUUUUAAAUAAAUAUUAAUUUGAUAAACGAGCGAGGUCUUACGAGUAGUACGAAUAGUACGCUUUAUCUGCCGAGCGUCACGUGAUCACAACUGAUAUACGAGUGCUUUGGAUUACAAACACGUUUCCGGAACGAAUUAUGCUCGCAAUCUAAGGUUUUACUGUAUACGCAUUUUGUUUGCAUGCAUUUUAUUUUCCAAAGUUGUCACACUGCUAAAUGUAUGCAGAAUUCAUAUUCAAGGCAAAAGUUAUGAAUUUAAAUGUUGAUCAUAUGAAAAAACCCACUACCUUUGACAUUUAAAUAAUAAAAAUCUGCAGUAAUGUUUUUUGGUCAUUGGGGUAAAGCUUGAUUCUAUAUGGGGCCGUCUUUCAUUCAGCAACCCAGUUUAGAGGCACGCAUUUACCGGACUACAAAAAAAUUAAGUCGAUGCUAUGGAACGAAAGAAUAAGCGAUGCAUUUGGAAACGUAGUCCACAUGUUAGCAAACAGUAUUGUCAAUGCAAGUACCUUCUGGAGGUUGUGUAUAUUUGCUAAGCAAACAUCUUUUCAAUAGGGACGGUCCACAUGAAUUUUCAAAAAUGUCCUUUUAAGGAUCCACUGCUGGACGAAGGCUUCCCUUUGUAAUAAUUGUCCUGGGGGUUGUUUGAACAUAUUUCGCACCACACUUGCGGACCCGCCCAUACGGGACAUGGGUGGAAGGAAAAAAAGCUUCAUAGCUCAUUGGGAUUCCUGCAGUCUCAAUAAAAAAAGAUGCACAUUCUGACUUCGUGUCACACUUGCCAGCACAGAUUAAAGGCUGGGGAUGGCAGGUGGGAAUUGAAAUCCGAUCGCCAGGGAUACUUGCAAAUGUCCUAGUUCUCCCCUGCUUCAACCAUUUUUUUUCACCCCCAAUUAGCACGGUUGGCCUUAAGUAUGGUGCCAAAUGAGUUCGACAUGUUAAACAAACGUGACAGUUCAGUGCACCACUGUACCCGCGGCGUUUAAAAUUAACGUUGCUGUUAAAUGUUAUAUCCCAUCACAAAAUCAUCUGGAAAGUGUCCCAUCUCAUUAAAUCUAAAUUGAGGGUGAGGCCUGGAGUAUUAUUUGAAUGUGUAACCAUGCACGUCAGGUUGAUGGCUGCUGCAGAGCUACUCGGUGGGAAGCAGACAGCAGUGGCGCUGAAGUUUUUUCCAUUCACCCAACUUCCAACCUGCACUGACCAGCAUAAAGUAUGGUCAGAUAACCCCUAUGACCCUCAACCAGCAAUAGUGACAACGGCAGUUCAUGUAUAUUAUACUGAAGCAUACCAAACACAUUGGGUAUUUUUAUGCUCUUGGAACAAUAAAACAUGCGUUUGAUGGGA
Messenger RNA from Petromyzon marinus (sea lamprey), 3226 nucleotides. It is a transcript of the gene YIPF1, whose product is annotated as Yip1 domain family member 1. Gene Ontology annotation, cellular component: membrane; Golgi apparatus. Gene Ontology annotation, molecular function: small GTPase binding. The record is from RefSeq and is a predicted model, not a curated record. NCBI's taxonomy places the organism in Eukaryota, Metazoa, Chordata, Hyperoartia, Petromyzontiformes, Petromyzontidae. Gene Ontology annotation, biological process: vesicle-mediated transport.